Molecule: messenger RNA, 2886 nt
Organism: Galeopterus variegatus (Sunda flying lemur)
Lineage: Eukaryota; Metazoa; Chordata; Mammalia; Dermoptera; Cynocephalidae
Gene: ESPN
Product: espin
Exons: 12
Biological process (GO): actin filament bundle assembly
Cellular component (GO): cytoplasm
Molecular function (GO): actin filament binding
Source: RefSeq, a predicted model, not a curated record
UCGCAGGGGGGCUGCAGGGUGCAGGACAAAGACAAUUCUGGUGCCACAGUUCUGCAUCUGGCUGCCCGCUUCGGCCACCCCGAGGUGGUGAACUGGCUGCUGCAUCAUGGCGGUGGGGACCCCACCGUGGCCACAGACAUGGGCGCCCUGCCUGUCCACUAUGCUGCCGCCAAAGGAGACUUCCCCUCCCUGAGGCUUCUCAUCAGGCACUACCCUGAGGGAGUGAAUGCCCAAACCAAGAACGGUGCCACGCCCCUGUACCUGGCGUGCCAGGAGGGCCACCUGGAGGUGACGCAGUACCUGGUGCAGGAGUGCGGCGCGGACCCGCACGUGCGCGCCCACGACGGCAUGACCCCGCUGCACGCGGCGGCGCAGAUGGGCCACAGCCCGGUCAUCGUGUGGCUGGUGAGCUGCACCGACGUGAGCCUAUCGGAGCAGGACAAAGAGGGCGCCACGGCCAUGCACUUCGCGGCCAGCCGCGGCCACACCAAAGUGCUCAGCUGGCUCCUGCUGCACGGCGGCGAGAUCGCGGCAGACCUGUGGGGCGGGACCCCGCUGCACGACGCCGCCGAGAACGGGGAGCUGGAGUGCUGCCAGAUCCUGGUCGUGAACGGCGCGGAGCUGGACGUCCGCGACCGCGACGGGUACACGGCCGCCGACCUGUCGGACUACCACGGCCACAGCCACUGCACCCGCUACCUGCGCACCGUCGAGGACCUGAGUGUGGAGCACCGCGUGCUGUCCCGAGAUCCAUCGGCUGAGCUUGAGGCAAAGCAGCCCGACUCGGGCAUGUCCUCACCCAACACCACCAUGUCGGUCCAGCCGCCAAACUUUGACCUCAGCUCGCCCACCAGCACCCUCUCCAACUACGACUCCUGCUCCUCCAGCCACUCGAGCAUCAAGGGCCAGCGCCCCCCACAUGGGCUUCCCAGCGCAAGAGCUACAGACAUACAGAGUUACAUGGACAUGCUGAACCCGGAGCUGGGCCUGCCUCAGUGCCAGAUAAAGAAACCCACGCCGGCACUGCCACCGCCCAGCUUCCCUCCACCACCCCCGCCCCCAGGCACCCAACCGCCCCCACCCCCACCGGGUUACCCGGCUCCCAAGCCCCCCGUGGGUCUACGGGCAGCUGACAUCUACAUGCAAACCAAGAACAAACUCCGCCACGUGGAGACUGAGGCUCUCAAGAAGGAGGUGCACAGCGGGGGCCACCGGCACAGUCGCAGAGCCAGCCCAAGAACCAACAUGAAUUCCCAGGGGCCCCCAGGCGGGGGCCCUACACCCUGCACCAAAUCUUUCAACAUGAUGUCCCCGACUGGCGACAACUCGGAGCUACUGGCUGAGAUCAAGGCGGGCAAGAGCCUGAAGCCGACGCCACAGAGCAAGGGGCUGACCACAGUGUUCUCAGGCAGCGGGCAGCCAGCCUCCCAGGUAGGCGGCCACGACGGCCCCCGCCCCGGCUCCUCUUGCCUGAGCCAGUCCGGCACUAAGCCCCGCCGCUUCUCCCCGCAGCCUGACUCGCCACUACCGUCGGUGUCACCGUCACCGGCCCGGAGUCCCACCCCACCAGCCCCGGGGCCCCAGCCGCUGCUCAACGGCAGCGUGGCACCGGCGCCGCCCGCCACCCCUGCGCCCGGCGUGCCACUGGACGUGGAGGCGCUCGUCCCCACGCACGACGAGCAGGGCCGGCCGAUCCCGGAGUGGAAGCGCCAGGUGAUGGUGCGGAAGCUGCAGCUGAAGAUGCAGGAGGAGGAGGAGCAGAGGCGGAAGCUAACGGCCGCCAGCUCGUGCUGCUACCCUCCCGAGGGCUGGAGGUACUCCCGCGAGCACAACGCCAUCCUCGGGCCCUUCGGCGAGCUCAUGACCGAGGCCGACAUCCUCCGCAUAGAGCAGCAAAUCGAGAACCUGCAGGUGUUGCACAAGGCGCAGAAGCUGGAGGCGCGCCUGGAGCAGCUGGAGCUGGAGCUGGAGCAGCUGCUGCCCAUCUCGGCCGCCCUGUCGGCGCCGCGCUUCACCGUCGACCCGCGCCGCAUGCACGGUCGCGCCGCCAGCCUGCCCGCCUGGUGCACCAAGAUCUCCACGCUGCUCAAGAGCAUGGCCACGCUGCUGGCCGCGCUGGGCGGCCGGCCCGCGCACCUGGCCGACCUGCUGGCCGCUGACACGGGCCAGCCGCUGCUGCUGGGCCACUGGCGGAGCCUGCUGCGGAAGGUGCCGGCGCGUCAGCCGCGGGGCCCGAGCCUGGCGCACGGCCUGUACUGGCCCGAGCACUUCCUGCCGCCCCUCGACGGCCGGGCACCCCCGCGUUACGACAGCCUCACGCUCGACCUCUUCAUGCUCGGCUACUUCCAGCUGCUGGAGAUGGGCCUGAGCCGCGAGGAGCGCAAGUUCCGCCACCUGCUGUGCUACGAGAUGUUCGACCGGCUGGGCAGCCACCCCUGGGAGCUCAUCCGCCUCUUCCACCGCGUCGUGCUCGAGGAGGUGGAGGCCGGCCGGCGCGGCUGGAGCGACGGCUUCGAGGACCUCAGGCGCCGGUUCUUCGGAGACAGCCCCGAGGCUGAGCUGGCCCGGGAGGAAGAGGCCGAGAAGGAAGACGGAGAGGAGGCAGGAAAGGAGGAGGAUCCGGACGAAGAGGCUGCUCCAUCUCAGACAGAGGACCUGCCCCAGGGGCGGCCUGAGUCCCCUGCCCCCGCGCCGCAGCCCCCACGCCCGCCGCCGCCCGCUGCGCCUCCCCCGACCUCGGACCCUCCUAGUUCCGAAGCCCCCGCCGAAGACCCCUUGGAGCUGGUGUCCGAGAUGGGCGAGUUCAGCAACGAGGACAUCUGCCGUUACAUCGACCGCAGCUUCUCCUUCUGGAAGGAGAAGGAGGCAGAGCUUUUUGACAUCUGA